Molecule: messenger RNA, 1822 nt
Organism: Soboliphyme baturini
Lineage: Eukaryota; Metazoa; Nematoda; Enoplea; Dioctophymatida; Soboliphymatidae
Source: the annotation of a GenBank genome assembly
AUGGCCUUGAAUGAUUCAUAACCGAGUUUAGGAAGAAUUCGACAUCAAGUUUCGAAGCAAGUUCGUUGAUCUCAGUCUAUGUGGCAGAUGGCGGACGCGCCUGAACGCUAUACUGAAUCACAAAGUUCAGUUUAUUGUGACCGUUCUGUCGGGCUGUUUUCCGUUUUGGACAUGGCUGCCAAACUACGACGUCAAAAAUAAUAUGUUAGGCGACCUGGUCGCCGGUAUUACGGUUGGCAUAAUGUCAAUACCGCAAGGACCUUUCGCCAUUAUCAGCCUCAUGGUUUCCGUUGUGUUGAACCGUUUCAGCUCUUGCCAGACAUCUUGCCCGCCUUUGAUUUCAUAUAACGAAUCGUACGGUAGAGUUGACCAGUGGUUCUGCGGUUCCAACGAUGCGACAAACUGUAGCCGUUCUGACGGCUUGAAUAUCGAAGUUGCCCCUGCCUUGACGUUUCUGGUCGGAGUUUUUCAGAUCAUGCUUGGAAUUUUAAACAUGGGAUUCCUUGCUGUCUAUCUGUCAGAGCAGCUGGUUGAAGGCCUGACCACUGCUGCUGGAUUAUUUGUUUUGACUAGCCAGAUUGGAGGCUUGCUCGGUAUACCCAAUCUGCCGAAAACUGGCCAGCCACUGGACAUAAUACGGUUCUAUGGCUGCCUAAUGAUGCGAAUCGUGGAAAGCAAUUUCUUGCCAGUCGUCAUAUCGUCAGCAUGCAUAAUAGUCUUACUUCUGAAUAAGCUUUAUCUCAGCCCAUUCACGAAGAGGAAGAUCAAGUUCCCCGUGCCAAUGGAUUUAAUACUGAUUGUCAUUUUGACUGUUCUUUCAAACACCUUGAAUCUCAAAGAAACCUUUGGACUUUCCGUUGUUGGCAAAAUUCCACGAAGAAUGUUAGCUCCGCAGGUGCCGAGCUUUCGUCUAAUGGCGAACAUGGUUCCCGAUGCCCUGGCGAUUGCGGUCGUCAGCUACUCAAUAUCGCUCAGCAUUGCAAAGAUGUUUUCUCAGAAGCAUUCUUAUCGCAUCAGAGCUAAUCAGUGUGUUCUCUCGGCAAUUAUUGUCGUUGCAUUGAAAGAGACUUUCAGCAAAUUCAGUCACCUUCCAAAGCUGUGGAAGAUAUCCAAAACAGACUUCUGGAUAUGGAUUGUCAGUUUUUUUGCUGUCGCUUUUCUGGAUGUCACCUACGGAUUGAUGAUCAGCGUGGUUUUCGCUCUGGUGACUGUCGUUGUCAGGUCUCAGUGGCCAGACCGCGUUUGUCUUGGAGUCAUACCCGGAACCGAACUUUAUCGCGGCAUCAACGCCUAUGAAGAGACGCAGGAGUUCCCAAAUAUCAAGAUCUUUCGCUUCGAUUCCCCGCUGUACUUUGCAAAUGCCGAAAUGUUCAAGAAAUACCUGUAUGAAUCAACCGGCGUCGAUCCGAUAUCAGUCUUCGCCGGUAUGAAAAGAAUUAACACUCAACGUACGAUUUACUCCGCAGAUGAGGAAAUUGCGAAACUUGACAGUGGUGGAGGUGAGACCGUCUGCUGCGAAAUUUCAAAGCAUAAUGCAGAUGAAUGUAAAGAACGUAUGAACGCUGACAAUGACCUUCUCACCGUGAUUAUUGACUGCUCUUCGUUUCCGUACAUCGACUUGUCGGCAGUGAAUGCAUUGUUCCACGUGUAUCAAGAAUACCGGGCGGUCGGGGUAAAUCUUGUUUUCGCCCAGUGUAAAGUUGCUGUGCGGCAGAUGCUUGAAAAAAGCUGUUUUUAUUCCAUCGUUCCCAGAAGCGCUGUCUACAUGUCCGUUCACGACGCAGUAGUAGACACGAUUACUGCUUCUCGCGCUUCUUCUUGA